AUGUGGUGGGAUCUGGAUAUGGAUGGAACGGGCAGGUACUGGAUUGAUAUGUCUCCUAAAUGGGCAAGUCGUGAUUAUCAUUGGCGUGAUCAUUGGAUGCAAGCUGUUUACUACCUGCCUCAACGUGUGCAGGUGGAGAAAGGAGAAACUCUAUCACUAAAAUGUAGUCAUGACGAAGUUCAGCAUGUGGUUUUCUGUCGGAAAAGAUCCAGUUGA
Cooperia oncophora is the source of this 216-nucleotide messenger RNA. The record is from the annotation of a GenBank genome assembly. Lineage: Eukaryota; Metazoa; Nematoda; Chromadorea; Rhabditida; Trichostrongylidae.